AUGACGUACAGGACAGCGAGGGCUAAUGAUCAGAGGAAUCAGCCCCAUGUUAAGCAUUCCUUUAGUGUAGGGAACUUGAUAGGGGAUCCAUUUGCUAUUUCUACUCUGUCUAUCACGUUAAUAGCAUGGAUAAUCGCGUUGGGAGGAUCUAUCCCAUCACCACAAUACCCCACAUUUAGUUGGUUUGCGAUUGGAUAUCAAUUUUUGGUUAUGCUCUGCGUUUUGAUAUUCUACUUAUUCGAUCUGAUUGAUUACUACAGGACGUUCUUGGCAUCUGGGGUUGCAGUUGCAUUUUUUUAUACCAGUGCAAGUCUGUCAACUGUUCUGUACCAGGACAAACCUUCCUUUGCAGCUGCAUCUGCGGGGCUUACUAUGCUGUCGAUUGUAGAUUUUUUAUGGAUGUUUUACUUUGGGGCGGACAACGCUUCUCCUUCGAACAGGUGGAUCGACUCAUUUUCUGUGAAAGGUAUCAGACCGUCGGUGGUUGAUUCUUCAUUGGUUUUAUCUCGUGCUCGCAAGUCAUAUGUGGAUCGGCAACCUGCACUCGCAGCAUUCUACGGAGGUCAUGAAGCCCAAUCUCAGAAUUACAUGUCUUCUACUGCUUUAAAUGGUUUCGAGAACGCAGACCCCCGUGCUAGUAACAGCUUUGGAAUGGGUAAUAGUGGACAGAACCAAAUAAUGGGUGCAUUCGAUUCACAAGGAACGAACACUUACGUUACAGAUACCACCAAUGGUAAUACCGAGACUACUAUGGGUGACACACUGGGGUUGUAUAGUGAUGUUGGAGAUGAACUUAUAAGCUUCCCUUACACCUCCAGGGCACUUUAUGCCUAUGAAGCUGACGAAUCUGAUGCCUAUGAAAUCUCCUUCCAACAGGGAGAAAUUUUACGGGUUGGCGAUAUAGAAGGAAGAUGGUGGAAAGCCAAGAGGUCGAAUGGUGAAACAGGUAUUAUUCCAAGCAAUUACGUGGAAUUGAUUGACGAUCCUUCGAUGUUGUAA
This is a messenger RNA of Eremothecium cymbalariae DBVPG#7215, 999 nucleotides long. It is a transcript of the gene SHO1, whose product is annotated as osmosensor SHO1. Gene Ontology annotation, biological process: regulation of actin filament polymerization. The record is from RefSeq and is a predicted model, not a curated record. Gene Ontology annotation, molecular function: protein binding. The transcript has a single exon. Bases 1 to 999 code for a protein of 332 amino acids. Lineage: Eukaryota; Fungi; Ascomycota; Saccharomycetes; Saccharomycetales; Saccharomycetaceae.